This is a messenger RNA of Aspergillus saccharolyticus JOP 1030-1, 673 nucleotides long. RefSeq lists its product as uncharacterized. Bases 106 to 570 code for a protein of 154 amino acids. The record is from RefSeq and is a predicted model, not a curated record. The transcript has a single exon. Lineage: Eukaryota; Fungi; Ascomycota; Eurotiomycetes; Eurotiales; Aspergillaceae.
CGUCUAAGCCGAAACACGAGGCAGUGAAAAGCACUGACCAAGCCCACACAGAAAAAAGGAGAUCAGAGGCAGUCUCGCAGGGCAUGACGUCGCCCUAUUGGAUGAAUGGUCAUCCUUUUCCACCUAAGGCAAAGGUUUGCAUAUUUGUCGGCAAUGAAGAUUCUGACGGAGACUUCAUGCAUUGCACAGGCGGGGGGGAGGUGGAGGUGGAGUGGUUGGAGACCCUGGGGAACAACAAAUGGCCAGUUAGUGGGAGAGAUAGUAGACUUGUCAAUGCAGGACCUAAAAACAGGACUUACUUGUUUUUUCCUUUUUAUUUUCUAUUUUUCCUUAACUUUUUCUACAUUUUUUUCUUAUUUCUCCUUUUUUUUUCGGAUUGCGUUGGCCACUAGUGAGGAGAGUCAGGUAUAUUCGCUGGUGUUUACUCCUGAACUUGGACUGCAGUCAAAAAUUGGGCGCACCGCCUCAGUGGCGGAUGAUCGCCCCGCUCCAAAGGCAAAAUAUCUCAGAGCCGACGAUUUUGUCUGUGUAGGUCUGAGGCAGAAGAUCAUAGCCUGUCAACUACAGUGACAUGACAGACGGUCACUUGAGGCAAACUCCGGAAUUGCUAAUCCCUUGAUGUCUCGACAUCGGGUAAAUAGUGAUUUUACACACGGCUAGUGAGAGCUUAUAU